Molecule: messenger RNA, 2220 nt
Organism: Coprinopsis cinerea okayama7#130
Lineage: Eukaryota; Fungi; Basidiomycota; Agaricomycetes; Agaricales; Psathyrellaceae
Exons: 3
Coding region: 1-2220 (739 amino acids)
Source: RefSeq, a predicted model, not a curated record
AUGAGAGCCACUCGCAAUACCAGCGUCCAACCGAAACUAGAACCAACCGAUCCGCCUCCUAUGCCUCAACAAACUCGCUACUCCCUUCGUAAGACCGCGGCUCGAAAGGAAGCCAUCCUCGGCACCACAAAGACUGCAAGCCCAGUCCAGAAAGCUCGAAAGCAAAAGCAAGCCGCGGCGAAGACCAAGUCAAAGGCAAAGGAACGACAGGCCACAGUCAAAGUCAAGGUGACGCCCAAACAGAAGCCAUCGAAGAAAUCCAAAGCACCCACCAAACGCGAAUCCACGACCCCGACUUCCACAUGGAGGUUCCUCGCAUCGCCCAAGAGUGUCGCUUCCUUUUCGUUGUCGGUUGGGCCAAUCGUCGACGGUGCCACCUCGAUUAGCGCGGUAAUGCGCGAGAAGGGGAAUGUCGCGGCACCCUCGGUCUCCCAACCUCCUUCGCCCAUCGUCGACAAGGCUCCCACCGCUAUCCCCGACGUUGAUCAACGCGCCGGACCCUCGACCGCGCCUGUGGCCUCUCCCGUCACUCCUCCUCGUCCUGCAACCCCGUCCACCGGUACGGCUUCCCCAUUCCUCGAGCUCGCCACUGUUCGUGGCCCCACCAUAAGCUACCGCAAGUCCGCGAGCCCCAGAACCCGCAGCCCCACCCCGGACUACCCAUCCUCCAAACAGCGCGUCUACACCGUCAUCCUCCUCGGCAACCUCAACCUCUCCGCCGCACUCGCCGACAAUUUGACGACCAUGACGCAGCAAACCAUUAUCAACGACAUCUUGUGGAAGGUCAAGGAGGAGAAGAAGAAGCCAGAGUCGGCUCAGCGCGAGAUGUACGGCCUCACCAAGGAGGAAUUCGAGCGAUUUGAGGAUUUCGUUGCCGGUGGUGUUGGAAGGACCAAGGCGGAGAGGGGAAUUGUCGAGGAGGACGUCAUCGAGGAAGUCGCCGAGGAAGCCACCGUCUCUCGUGCUGCGAGCAUUACUCCAGAGGUCGAGGAGGCUCCCGAGCAGGUUUCUCGUGCUGCGACCGCCGAGCCAGAGGUUGAGCAGGAGGCUCCCGAGGAGGUUGUUGUCAGUCGCGCCGCAAGCAUGACCCCCGAGAUCCAGAAGGGCCUGGAGGAGCAGGUUGUCCAGGAUGGAGAGGUCGAAGAAGCCGAGGAUGAAGCAACUGCGCUAGAGGAAGACGCCGAGACUGUUACGACCGGAGAUGCCGGCAACGAUGCUCCAGUUCGAGAGACCACCCUCAAGCCCGCCACCGACGACGACGAUUCCGAUACCCGCACCGAGGUUGCUGUCACAGCAGUCCAGGCUGACGAAAUCUUCGGCGUUUCUGAUGGAGAGAGCAGCGAUCCCGAGCAAGAAAUUCAGAUUAUCGAGCAGAACGACCACGACGGCGAACCCGAGGAAAUUGGAGACGAGGAAGAACAACCAGAGCCUGCACUAGUACCGGCUCAAGUUCCUGAGGAAGAAACCACCGUUUCGGCAUCGCCCAAACACGUUUCGCCUCAGGUCCACGCACAUGACGAUACGGCCGACAAGGCUACCACUACAACCAACACGGUUGAGACGGCCACCCAAGCAGCAGAAUCGCCUGCAGUGUCCUGCGGCGAGCAACGCGAGGAGGGCCCACAGACGCCAAAGAGGUCCAGACCUAUUUUUACCGCCCAAGACCUGGCGACCUACGAGAGACUCAAGCGUCUCAAUCCACACGGCACAGCCGCCGAAGAAUACCUCAAGGAAAAGCUCAACCGACCCAGCUGGCUGGGAACCGGUGAUACUCCUCCCGACCCAAACCGCAAGUUCGACGAGGCGUUCUUUAGGCGACGCGACUUGAAGUGGAAGACACUUUACGGGUUGUGGCGGUAUUAUGGCAGAUGGGAGGGUGUGGCCGGUGAGACCAGCAAGGAAUGGUGGGCGAAGUACCGGGAAGAGGUGCACGAUCGGGCUUUGGUCUACAGCAACGCGGCUUGGAAGGGUAGAAGGAGGAUCGUCAGGAUUUUUGGAAGCGAUGGCAGGAGACGUGUUCGAUUUGUGAUCCCCAAUGUUACCCGGAAGCGUCCUUUGGAUGUCGAUGGAGAUGAAGACGAAGAAGAGGAGGGGAGGAGGAUCCGCCGACGGUGUGAGGUGAAUGGUGACCAGCCCCGCGGGUGGUUCCCCGUCGUUAGGAUGGAGAACGUGCUCAAGUGGGCGGCGGCGGCUGCCCUCGUCACCCUCGCGAUCAGAUAA